Chilo suppressalis (striped riceborer) is the source of this 786-nucleotide messenger RNA. The record is from the annotation of a GenBank genome assembly. NCBI's taxonomy places the organism in Eukaryota, Metazoa, Arthropoda, Insecta, Lepidoptera, Crambidae.
AUGGACUUUCAAAAUCGGCCGGGUGGUAAAACAGGCGGAGGUGGUGUAGCAUCAUGGUCAGAAAGCAACAGAGAUCGCCGCGAAAGGCUUCGUCAACUUGCACUGGAAACAAUUGAUUUAAACAAGGAUCCUUAUUUUAUGAAAAAUCAUUUAGGGUCUUAUGAAUGUAAAUUAUGUCUAACACUACACAAUAAUGAAGGAAGUUACUUGGCUCAUACUCAAGGAAAAAAACAUCAAGCUAACUUAGCAAGAAGAGCUGCUAAAGAAGCAAAAGAGGCGCCUCAACAACUGGCACCAGAAAAACCGAGGAUCGAGCCAAAAAAGUUUGUUAAAAUUGGUCGUCCCGGUUAUAGGGUCACAAAGCAGAAGGAUCCUGAAAAUGGACAACAGAGCUUACUAUUCCAAGUUGAUUACCCAGAAAUUGCUGAAGGAGUGCAACCAAGACACCGUUUCAUGUCAGCAUAUGAACAGAAAAUUGAGCCCCCAGAUCGCAGGUGGCAAUACUUGCUGUUUGCUGCUGAACCUUAUGAAACGAUUGCCUUUAAAGUACCAAGCCGUGAGGUUGAGAAACAUGAUUCCAAAUUUUGGACUCAUUGGAAUAAAGAUACCAAACAGUUCUUUUUACAGUUUGCAUUCAAGAUUGAGCCACUGCGUAUGCCUCCUCCACCUCCAAAGAUGUGGGAGAGUCAUGGAAUGCGGUUACCGCCACCACCAGGAGCACCGCUUAUGGGAGUUCCACCUCCACCUCCUUUAUUACCAGUACCACCACCACCACCAUCUAUGUAA